GCGCGCCAGUCGCGCGACAUCCGUCACUUACGGCCGGAGCGGUUCGGGCCGGGAGUUGGUGGAGCGGUGCAGAGCUCCUACGAACAAACGGCUUGGGCGCAGACUAGUAUCCGGGAGUGUGAAUUGCAGGGUCCGCCAUGGAGCCGGAGCAGAUGCUGGAGGGACAGACGCAGGUUACAGAAAAUCCUCACUCUGAGUACGGUCUCACAGACAACGUCGAGAGGAUAGUAGAAAAUGAGAAGAUUAAUGCAGAAAAGUCAUCAAAACAGAAGGUGGAUCUACAAUCUUUGCCAACUCGUGCCUACCUGGAUCAGACUGUUGUGCCUAUCUUACUACAGGGACUUGCUGUGCUUGCAAAGGAAAGACCACCAAAUCCCAUUGAAUUUCUAGCAUCUUAUCUUUUAAAAAACAAGGCACAGUUUGAAGAUCGAAACUGAUUUAUUGGAAAGAACAGAAAAAUUUGAUUGCUACUGUAGAUUUACAUGAUUAAGAGGCAGCUUUAAUUGCCAUGAUUAUUUCCCCUUUUUGGAAGUAUAAGAACCAUCAGUACAACAGAACUUAUUUCAGGAGUUGCAGAAGAGAACACAUUUCCCUUAAUUUGAUUUAAUCAUCAUACUUAUUUAAUGAGUGUAUUCUGUGCAGUUUUUCUCAGAUUGUCUUUAACUUUGUUUUUAAAAUGACCUUCAAAAUAAACUCUCAAAACAUCAUUAUUUUAAAGUA
Molecule: messenger RNA, 720 nt
Organism: Otolemur garnettii (small-eared galago)
Lineage: Eukaryota; Metazoa; Chordata; Mammalia; Primates; Galagidae
Gene: DPY30
Product: dpy-30, histone methyltransferase complex regulatory subunit
Exons: 5
Coding region: 138-437 (99 amino acids)
Cellular component (GO): Set1C/COMPASS complex
Source: RefSeq, a predicted model, not a curated record